AUUUGACUGUGAUGAAGUACGGGUCAUGAUUUAGCAAGUCUGUUUGUUGACUUCUUUUAAAAGAUCGUCAGAGGCUGUGGCUUGAGAGUUAGGAGUCAGGCAGAGUUAACAGGGAAGCUAUGGAAGCAACUGAGAAAGAGAAAAUCAGUGUUGAAGAUGAAGCUGUGGAUAAAACCAUUUUCAGAGACUGUAGCAAGAUUGCUUUCUACAGACGGCAGAAACAGCAGCUCUCCAAGAACCCCACCUACCAGGCAUUGUUAGAUGCAGUCACAACAGAACCAGACAGGACCAGCUUCCAAAUCGUCAGUGAAGCAACUAAGGUUCCUCUCCGGGUUGAAGUUUAUGGUAUAGAGAAAAAUAUUUUCAGACUUAAAAUCAAUGAAGAAACGCCACUGAAACCAAGGUAUGAAGUCCCUGAUGUCAUCACCAGCAAGCUAGAAACUGUAAGACUGGUCUCGUGCUCAGGGGAUGCUGGCAGCCUGAUACUGACAGACGGAAAAGGCGACCUGAAGUGUCAUAUCUCAGCAAACCCAUUCAAGAUAGACUUGGUGUCUGAGGACGAGACUGUGCUCAGCAUCAACUCCCUGGGCCAGUUAUACUUUGAGCACCUACAAAAUCCUCACAAGCAAAGAGCUACCAAAGGGAACCAGGAGAGUGUGCCAGCUGACUCCUCUCAGGAAAAUCAGGAAGACCUAGGCCUGUGGGAAGAGACAUUUGGAAAAUUUGUGGAUGUCAAAGCUAAUGGUCCUUCCUCUGUUGGUUUGGAUUUCUCCUUCCAUGGAUUUGAACAUCUCUACGGUAUCCCUCAACAUGCAGAGUCACACCAACUUAAAAAUACUGGGGAUGGAGAUGCAUACCGUCUUUAUAACCUAGAUGUCUAUGGAUAUCAAAUACAUGACAAAAUGGGCAUUUACGGUUCAGUGCCUUAUCUCCUGGCCCACAAACAGGGCAGGACUGUAGCCGUUUUCUGGCUGAAUGCCUCGGAAACACUAGUGGAGAUCAACAUGGAGCCAGCAGUUGAGUACGUCCUGACCCAGAUGGGCCCAGCAGCUGCCAAACAAAAGGUCAGGUGUCGGACGGAUGUGCGCUGGAUGUCGGAGAGUGGAAUCAUUGAUGUUUUUCUGCUGACAGGGCCUACACCUUCUGACAUCUUCAAGCAGUACUCAUCCCUCACAGGCACACAAGCCAUGCCCCCUCUUUUUUCCCUGGGGUACCACCAGUGCCGCUGGAACUAUGAAGAUGAGCAGGAUGUGAAGGAAGUGGAUGCAGGUUUUGAUGAGCAUGACAUUCCAUAUGAUGUCAUGUGGCUGGACAUAGAGCACACCGAGGACAAGAAAUACUUCACCUGGGACAAGAAGAGAUUCGCAAACCCCAAAAGGAUGCAAGAGCUACUCAGGAGCAAAAGACGCAAGCUUGUGGUUAUCAGUGACCCCCACAUCAAGGUGGAUCCUGACUACUCAGUAUAUGCUAAAGCCAAGGAACAGGGCUUCUUUGUGAAGAACCCAGAAGGUGGCGACUUCGAAGGCAUAUGUUGGCCUGGUCUCUCGUCUUACCUGGAUUUCACCAAUCCCAAGGUCAGAGAGUGGUAUUCCAGCCUUUUUGCUUUUCCUGUUUAUCAGGUUGGUUUCUAUUCUUUUUCUGCUUCCUAUCCAAUGUUCUUCACUGACUUACAGCAAAUGGCUACUGCAGAAGGAUUGAUACAGCGAUCGAAAGGGAAGGAGAGACCCUUUGUCCUUUCACGUUCUUUCUUUGCUGGAUCACAAAAGUAUGGUGCAGUCUGGACAGGAGACAACACAGCAGAAUGGAACUAUCUGAAAAUCUCCAUCCCGAUGUUACUCACCCUUAGUGUCUCAGGGAUCUCCUUCUGUGGAGCUGAUGUGGGUGGCUUCAUUGGCAAUCCUGAGGCAGAGCUGCUGGUGCGUUGGUACCAGGCUGGAGCUUAUCAGCCCUUCUUCCGUGGCCAUGCCACCAUGAACACCAAGCGGCGAGAACCCUGGCUGUUUGGGGAGGAAUACACCCGACUGAUCCGGGAAGCCAUCAGAGAGCGCUACACCCUCCUACCCUAUCUGUAUUCUCUGUUCUACCAUGUCCACAUGUCUUCUGACCCUGUCAUGAGGCCUCUGUGGGUUGAGUUCCCUGAUGACGUAGAGACUUUUGGUGUGGAUGAUGAAUACAUGCUGGGAAGUGCUUUAUUGGUUCAUCCAGUCACAGAACCACAGACCACCAUGGCUUCUGUAUUCCUGCCAGGGUCAAAUGAGGUCUGGUAUGACUCUAAGACAUUUGCACAGUGGAAAGGAGGGUGUACUGUGAAGAUUCCAGUAACCUUGGAUACUAUACCAGUGUUCCAACGAGGCGGAAGUGUGGUGCCAAUGAAGACCAGUGUGGGAAAGUCCACAGGCUGGAUGACUGACUCCCCAUACGGACUCAGGGUUGCUCUGAGCACUCAGGAUUCUGCUGUGGGCGAGCUGUAUCUGGAUGAUGGCCAUUCAUUCCAGUACCUCCACCAGGACCAGUUCUCACACCGCAGGUUUUCAUUCUGUUCCGGUGUUCUGACCAGCAGGUGUGCUGAUGAGAAAGGCCGUUAUCCCAGCAAGUGCAUAGUGGAGCAGAUCUUGGUCUUAGGCCUAAGGAAGAAGCCAUCUUCUGUGACUACUCACUCAUCUGAUGGUAAAGUUCAGCCUGCGGCUUUUACAUACUACGCCAAAACAUCCACCCUGAGUCUGGAGAAGCUCUCCCUGAGCAUAGCUGAUGGCUGGGAGGUCCAUAUCAGAUGAUGGGCAGGUGCCCUGGUGAUGAGGGUGGGAGCCUCUGGACCGCUCACCCUCCUGCCUCCUGUGAGAUCUAUGCUGCCAUCCAAUUGGCUUCCUUGGAAAAAUGAUAUUUUGCUCAUAUCAAGUGUACUGAUGGCCAGUAGAUUUUAGAUUUAAAGAUUUUAGGUUUGUGGCACCUCCUGUAAUCACAGUACUCAGGAAGCUGAAGAAGAAGGAUCGUGAGUUCAAGACCAGCUUAAGCUGUAUCACACAAGACCUUGUCUCAAAAAAUCAAAAAUAAGAUUUCAGAUUUUACAUCUAAAGAUGUAUUGUUGGAACGCUGUAUAAACACCGCCCUUUCCACAGACUACAAAACCCUGAGCCAUUGCUAGAACUCAGUGAGCAGCCCGACCUGCAGCUCCUCAGGAGGCCCAUGUGUGGGGCUUGUCGCAGGGCUUGCCGCAGGCUGUCACUGCAGUCAUGGCUGUUGCAGCAGCAGAGUUGCUGAAACCAAUCUCCAAAUAGAUAACAGAGCCUGCUCCUCUCAGGGUCGCCCUCCACCACAGCAAUGCAGGCAUAGAGCCCUCGCCUGCAGACGCCCUCUCCUGCAUGGGCAGGGCUGCGGAAAGCUCUCCCUAGACAGUGACUCAGGAGCUCAAGGGUUGGUGUCCCUUUCUUGCUUGUUAGACUUAAAAGUACCAAGUCAAUCUUCAAAUUCAGAUGUACUCCUUUUAAUUAUAUUUUACUAAAUACUCUCUCCUAAUCAAAGAAUAUUCAUAACAUGAAUAAGCUAUAAUUAGUAAUAAUGAAAUAAAUACCCAUGUCCCACAGGUGAACUUCAAAAAUAGAACACAGGACUGGGACUAUCAUAACACAAGUAAGAGGUACUUGUUUUAGACACAAUCAAUAAUCAAAAUAAGGAAUAUUUUAAUGCACGUCUUUAAAAAUCAAAAUGAAUACAAAAAAAACAGGCUAAGCAAAAAAUUUUAAAUAAAGAAGCUCAGUGUUACUGACUUCCUUUUGCAGUGAGUUCUGAUAUGUCUUGGCACAGUCUUGAAUAUUGUAACACAGCACUGCAUCCCAAUGCUUCUAGCUUUGGAGACCCCACGACUCCCUGCUGUCUGCUUCAGCAGCUACUGGGGAGGCCUCAGUUCCUCAAAAUAUGAGCCUCCCACCACAUUUCUUCCAUGUAGCCACCCGCAGCUGCUACCAUUCUGCCUUCUCUUUCCUUAACCACAGCACCCCCGCUGCUUCCACCCGUACAGCUUGCCAUCCUACUCCCUGACACCCCAGCCCCCCAGUACCCACUGGCAGCAAGUUUGCCCUUCUCUGAAACGCUGCCCCACUUUACAUUCUCAGGGAUGUGCCUUAGCGCUAUAAGGACGACUGUGUAUUUCCCUACUGGAGUGUAUAUUCCUUAAGAUCAUGUUCUAUUGCUCUCAUAUCUGGUAUACCACUAUGGUAGUUUAAUGAAAAGUGCCCCCUAUAGACUUGUAUGUUUGAACACUUUGAACAUUGGUGGCACUGUUUGGGGAGGUCGUGGAACUUUUCGGAGGUGCAUCAUUGCUGAAAGUAUGUCAUUGAGGGUGGGCUGUGCUCAGUUAUAGCCUCACUCCAGUUCCUGUUUGGCUGCUCUGCGUCCUGUGUGCUGUUGAGCACUCAGCCACCUGCUCCAGCACCUGCUGCCACGCCUCCCUCGCUGUUAUUAACUCUCUGUGGAAUGUAAGCCAAAAUAAAUUCUUCUGUAAGUUG
Messenger RNA from Alexandromys fortis (reed vole), 4502 nucleotides. RefSeq names its product glucosidase alpha, neutral C (gene Ganc). NCBI's taxonomy places the organism in Eukaryota, Metazoa, Chordata, Mammalia, Rodentia, Cricetidae. The transcript has 23 exons. The record is from RefSeq and is a predicted model, not a curated record. The coding region runs from base 120 to 2774 and encodes 884 amino acids. Gene Ontology annotation, molecular function: alpha-1,4-glucosidase activity; carbohydrate binding. Gene Ontology annotation, biological process: carbohydrate metabolic process; N-glycan processing.